Molecule: messenger RNA, 843 nt
Organism: Closterium sp. NIES-65
Lineage: Eukaryota; Viridiplantae; Streptophyta; Zygnematophyceae; Desmidiales; Closteriaceae
Source: the annotation of a GenBank genome assembly
AUGCACGGAUCAUUAGGCCCUGCUGCCCCAUGCCCAGUGCCUGUUUUAUCCUCACUGGAUACCCCAUCUCAUGGACAAUUUUCGGCACGCACCCUACCCUCUCUUCCCCGACCAUUUGCAUCCACACAGCACGUCCCUGGACAGUCCCUUGCUGCUGCUUCUUCGCCAAUGCCUGUCUCAAAUCUGCCGCUUUCUCAGUCCUCUCACAAUCAAUUGCUAUCGCCGUCUGCAGCGUCGAAGGCGGCGGCGGCAGCAGCAGCAGAAUCAGAAGCAGCAGCAGGAGCAGGAGCAGCAGCAGCCGCAGCAGCAGCCGCAGCAGCAGCAGCAGCAGCAGCAGCAGCAGCCGCAGCAGCAGCCGCAGCAGCAGCAGCAGCAGCAGCAGCAGCAGCAGCAGCAGCAGCAGCAGCAGCAGCAGCAGCAGCAGCAGCAGCAGCAGCAGCAGCAGCAGCAGCAGCAGCAGCAGCAGCAGCAGCAGCAGCAGCAGCAGCAGCAGCAGCAGCAGCAGCAGCAGCAGCAGCAGCAGCAGCAGCAGCAGCAGCAGCAGCAGCAGCAGCAGCAGCAGCAGCAGCCGCCGCCGCCGCCGCCGCCGCAGCAGCAGCAGCAGCAGCUGCAGGAACACCAGACGAAGCAGCAGGAGCAACAACAACAACGACGACAUCAGCUGCAGCAGCAGCAGGAGCAGCAGCAUCAGGUGCAUGCGGAGGGACAGAGGCAUCAUCAGAAGUGGCAGCAGCAGCAACAGCACACCUGCCUGCACUCCAAGAGCUCAUAACACAUGCCCUGGAGCAAGCUUGGCUACUGCUGCAGCAGGCGGGGAUGGACGUGGCCCUUUCGCAGCAGUAG